GUUUUGUAAGGGCUUGGUUGCUGGUGUCACCGCCAGAGAUUUGGUUUAUAUGGAUUUUGCAGUUUUCCAGCAGAAAUCUUGAGAAGCACUAAUCAGUUCAAAACCAUGGCCUUUGGUUCAGUGACAUUCAGGGAUGUGGCCAUAGACUUCUCACCGGAAGAAUGGGAAUUCCUGGACUCAGCUCAGAGGGACUUAUAUAGGGAUGUGAUGUGGGAAAAUUAUAGAAACUUCAUUUCACUGGCAGGACAUUCCAUUUCUACACCAGAUGUGAUUACAUUAUUGGAUGACGGGAAGGAGCCCUGGAUGCUUAUGAGGGAAAGGAUAAGAAGACACUACCUUGAUUUGAAAUCCAGAUACAGGACUAAUACUUUAUCUUCAGAAAAGGAUAUUUGUGAAAUAUAUUCAUUCCAAUUGGAAGUAAUGGAAAAAAUUAAAAGCUAUUGCCUUCAAGACUCCAUUUUUAGAAAUGAUUGGGAAUGCAAAAGUAAAAUUGAAGGGCAAAUGGAACCACAAGAAGGAUGUUUGGGGCAAGUGGAAAUUACUUCUGAAAAAAUGACCACAUACAAAAAGCAUAAUUUUCUCGCUGAAUAUCAGAGAGUUCAUAAUAGGGAAAAGUUGUAUGAAUGUAAGGAAUGUAGGAAGACCUUUAUUCGUCGCUCAACACUUAGUCAACACCUGAGAAUUCAUACUGGUGAGAAACCUUAUAAAUGUAAGGAAUGUGGGCAGGCUUUUAGACAACGUGCACACCUUAUUCGACAUCACAAACUUCAUACUGGUGAGAAACCCUAUCAGUGUAAGGAAUGUGGGAAGGCCUUUACAGUGCUCCAAGAACUUACUCAACAUCAGAGACUCCAUACUGGUGAAAAGCCCUAUGAAUGUAAAGAAUGUGGAAAGGCCUUUAGAGUACAUCAGCAACUUGCUCGACAUCAGAGAAUUCACACUGGUGAGAAACCCUAUGAAUGUAAGGCGUGUGGGAAGACCUUUAGGCAGUGUACACACCUUACUCGACAUCAGAGACUUCAUAUUGCUGAGAAGCUCUAUGAAUGUAAGCAAUGUGGGAAAGCCUUCGUGUGUAGUCCAGACCUUCGAGUACAUCAGAAAAUUCAUUUUGGUGAGAAGCCUUAUGAAUGUAAGGAAUGUGGAAAGACUUUUAGAAUAUGCCAACAACUUACUGUCCAUCAGAGUAUUCAUACUGGUGAGAAACCCUAUGAAUGUAAGGAAUGUGGGAAGACUUUUAGAUUAAGACAACAACUUGUUCGCCACCAGAGAAUUCAUACUCAUGAGAAACCCUAUGAAUGUAUGGAAUGUUGGAAGACCUUUAGUAGUUACUCACAACUUAUUUCACACCAGAGCAUUCAUAUUGGUGAGAGACCUUAUGAAUGUGAAGAAUGUGGGAAGGCCUUUAGACUGCUUUCUCAACUUACUCAACAUCAGAGUAUUCAUACUGGUGAGAAACCCUAUGAAUGUAAGGAAUGUAGAAAACCCUUUAGACUGCUCUCACAACUUACUCAACAUCAGAGUAUUCAUACUGGUGAGAAACCUUAUGAAUGUAAGGAGUGUGGUAAGGCUUUUAGACUUUAUUCAUUUCUUACUCAACAUCAGAGAAUUCAUACAGGUGAGAAACCCUACAAAUGUAAGGAAUGUAAGAAGGCCUUUAGACAGCAUUCACACCUUACUCAACAUCAGAAAAUUCAUAAUGAAAUUUAGUACAAGAAAGCCUUGAUGUGUACAUUAUGUUACAGAAUUCUCAAAAAUUCAUUUUGAGAAUUGUUUUCAUGCUCACAUCAAAGCAUAAGAAAUUUUAUAUGACGGGAAAAAUUUGCUUUAAAAGCCUUCCUUCACCAUUCAAACAUUUCCUCUGGCAAAUGUAUGUCAGAGAAUAAUACAAUUAAUAUAAGAAAAGCUUUAGCUUUCUUUAUCAUUGUCUCUAUCUCACCACUUUAUUACCACUUUGUUACUGGACAAGGUACUUAAACUUCUGUGACUCAUCUUGUUCACUUGUAAAAUGGUGAUAAUAUGUAUAUUAUUUAUUGCUGUAUAAUAAAUUACCACAACUUAAUUAAUAGCUUAAAAUAAUACAUAUAUAUUAUUUCACAAUUUCUAUGGAUUGGGAGUCUGGGUGUAACUUAGUUGGGUCCUCUGCUUCAGAAUUGCUCAUGAGGCUAAAAUCAAGAUUUUAGUUAAGGCUGGGUCUGAUCUGAAGGCUCAACUGGGAAAGGGAUCCACUUCCAACCUCAUAUGGUUGUUGGCUGAAUUUAUUUUCUUGAGGGCUACUGCACUGAGGUCCUAAGUUUCUGACUGUUGGCAAAAGGCUGACCUCAGUUCUUUGCCACAUAGGUCUCUUUAACAUGGCUGCUUCAUCAACAAAUAGUCUGCUAGAAUCAUAAAAUUUACAAUCUUGUGUAGUCUAAUCACUGAAGGAAUAUUUCAUCACUUUAUGUCUUCUACUGGCUAGAAGCAAAUUUCUAGGUUGCCUACACUCAAGGGAAGAGGAUUCCAUAAGUGUGAAGACCAGGAGGUAGGGACCACUGGGGCCAGUUUAGAGUCAGCUUGUGUACACUGUAAUAGAAUUGUAAGGAUUAAGUAGUUAAUAUUUGGAAAAAUAGCAGCCACAUAGCAUGUUUUCUGUACAUAUUAUCUGUAAUUGUUAUCAUUAGUAUUAGUGAAUUCAUAUGAAAGGAAUUUCCUAUAGAAGUAAAAAAUUGAGAAAUGCUUCCUAUUACUGUUCAGCACUUAUUUAAUUUAUUCUGGAUAAAACCUAGGAUGUUAUAUUGAAUGUGAAAAGUUCAUCAUUUAAGCUGCAUCAGAAAUUACAUGCUGAAAAGAAAGCCCUAAAAUUUUCAUGAAUAUGACAUUGUUAAGAGUACAACUAUUGCCCUGACCAGUUUGGCCUGCGGACCGAAGGGUCCCAGGUUCGAUUCCAGUCAAGGGCAUGUACCUUGGUUGCGGGCACAUCCCCAGUAGGGGGCAUGCAG
Molecule: messenger RNA, 2975 nt
Organism: Myotis myotis
Lineage: Eukaryota; Metazoa; Chordata; Mammalia; Chiroptera; Vespertilionidae
Gene: ZFP14
Product: ZFP14 zinc finger protein
Exons: 5
Coding region: 106-1707 (533 amino acids)
Biological process (GO): regulation of DNA-templated transcription
Source: RefSeq, a predicted model, not a curated record